Gymnogyps californianus (California condor) is the source of this 1725-nucleotide messenger RNA. RefSeq names its product hyaluronan synthase 3 (gene HAS3). Gene Ontology annotation, molecular function: hyaluronan synthase activity. Gene Ontology annotation, biological process: extracellular matrix assembly; hyaluronan biosynthetic process. The record is from RefSeq and is a predicted model, not a curated record. NCBI's taxonomy places the organism in Eukaryota, Metazoa, Chordata, Aves, Accipitriformes, Cathartidae.
AUGCCAGUGAGCCUCUCCACGGCCCUGCGAGUCGUUGGGACCAGCCUCUUCGCCUUGGCGGUACUGGGGGGCAUCCUCGCCGCCUACGUCACAGGGUACCAGUUCAUCCACACAGAGAAGCACUACCUCUCCUUCGGGCUCUACGGGGCCAUCCUGGGGCUGCACCUCUUCAUCCAGAGCCUUUUCGCCUUCCUGGAGCACCGGCGCAUGCGGGGCGAGGGGCGGCCGGUGCGGCUGGGGCGCACGGUGGCCCUCUGCAUCGCCGCCUACCAGGAAGAUCCCGACUACCUGAAGAAAUGCCUGCGCUCCGUCAAGCGCAUCGCCUUCCCCGACCUCAAAGUGGUGAUGGUGGUGGACGGGAACGGCCCCGACGACACCUACAUGCUGGACAUCUUCCACGACGUGAUGGGCUCGGAGCGCUCGGGCAGCUACGUCUGGAGGAGCAACUUCCACGCGCGGGGCGAGGGGGAGACGGAGGCCGGGCUGCGGGAAGGGCUGGCCCACGUCCAGGCGCUGGUGCGCGGCACCACCUACUCCUGCAUCCUCCAGAAGUGCGGGAAGCGGGAGGUGAUGUACACGGCCUUCCGGGCGCUCGGAGACUCCGUGGACUACAUCCAGGUGUGUGACUCAGACACGGUGCUGGACCCCGCCUGCACCGCCGAGAUGCUCCGCAUCCUGGAGGCCGACCCCCGCGUCGGCGGCGUCGGCGGCGACGUCCAGAUCCUCAACAAGUACGACUCGUGGAUCUCCUUCCUGAGCAGCGUGCGGUACUGGAUGGCCUUCAACGUGGAGCGCGCCUGCCAGUCCUACUUCGGCUGCGUGCAGUGCAUCAGCGGGCCCCUGGGCAUGUACCGCAACGCCCUGCUGCAGCAGUUCCUCGAGGACUGGUACCACCAGACCUUCCUGGGCAGCAAGUGCAGCUUCGGGGACGACCGGCACCUCACCAACCGCGUGCUCAGCCUGGGCUACCAGACCAAGUACACGGCUCGCUCCAAGUGCCUGACGGAGACGCCCACCCGCUACCUGCGCUGGCUCAACCAGCAGACCCGCUGGAGCAAGUCCUACUUCCGCGAGUGGCUCUACAACGCCCUGUGGUUCCACAAGCAUCACCUCUGGAUGACCUACGAGUCGGUGGUGACCGGCUUCUUCCCCUUCUUCCUCAUCGCCACCGUCAUCCAGCUCUUUUACCGCGGCCGCAUCUGGAACAUCCUCCUCUUCCUGCUGACGGUGCAGCUGGUGGGCAUCAUCAAGGCCACCUACGCCUGCUUCCUGCGGGGCAACGCCGAGAUGAUCUUCAUGUCCCUCUACGCCCUCCUCUACAUGUCCAGCCUGCUGCCCGCCAAGAUGUUCGCCAUCGCCACCAUCAACAAGUCGGGGUGGGGCACGUCGGGGCGCCGGACCAUCGUGGUUAACUUUGUGGGGCUGCUGCCGGUGUCGGUGUGGGUGGCGGUGCUGCUGGGCGGGCUGGCCUACACCGCCUACAGCCAGGACCUCUUCAGCGAGACCGAGGUGGCCUUCCUCGUCUCGGGGGCCAUCCUCUACGCUUGCUACUGGGUGGCCCUGCUCACCCUCUACCUGGCCAUCGUCGCCCGGCGCUGCGGCAAACGGCAGGAGCAGUGCGGCCUGGCCUUCGCCGAGGUCUGACCACAGGGAGCGCCGGGGUGGCCCCACGUGCCGGGGCAACCGCUACCGGUCCCCUCCUCACCCACCACCAGCCCCGGCACA